UAUAGAUUCUUCGGAGAGCCUGUGGUAGAAGCUUGUGUUGAAAAUGGUGCAAGCUGCAUUGACAUCAGUGGAGAGCCCCAGUUUCUGGAAGGAACGUACCUGAAAUACAACGAAAAAGCUGCGGAAAAGGGAGUAUAUGUCAUUGGAAGCUGUGGCUUUGACUCUGUACCAGCCGAUAUGGGAGUACUGUACACCAGAGACAAGCUGAAAGGUGACUUAGUCAAGUGUGACCUUAAUGCUGAAAAAGAAACGUGGAUGAUGCUUUCAUCUGGUUUCCUGAAGCAGCAGCGCUUGUGUGGAAACUCGUUUGGUCUCUCUUUUUGCCUGCCUUUACCAGCUGACCAGUUUCAACCAAAUCUGGUAGAUAAACGUUUAAAAGUAAAUCCUGUUCCCAUUAGAUUGGAGAGAAUGGAUCGUUGGGUAGAGGAGGGAUUCAAGGUAAUGUUGCUCACUGAGAGAACAGAGCCUUCAGCUGCCAGCAGCGGGUUGCUCAGCCAGCGUGUGGACGUCCCUAGGCAAGCCUCAGCGCACUGCCUCUUGUGCAGUGGGAAUCUUGUAGGCAAGAGACAGUGGGGACCGGAAAGCUGCAGGAAAGGGAUUGCAAAUUAGUGGGUAAUCGGGUUUUGUAAGUUUCCUUUUUCUACCGCAAGCGCUGUAUGAGUGUAAGUAGAUGGACAGUGCCAUAGAAUGCCUUUUUCUUUAAGAGCAGCUAGACCGUAACUGAAAGAGGAUAAAUGUAUUUGAGAAAAGAUGCAAGCUGUUUUAAUUCUAUGCAAGUAGUAUUUGAUCCUAAUCUCAAAGGAGGGUACUUUGUUCAUUAGGUCUGACUUUCAGUUGGAAGGGCCGAUAAGAGUAUCCAAAUGUUUUGCUUCUACGUACUAUUAAAACUGCUAUUAAGUGGGAUUGCUUUACACUGGAGUGUAUCAUCAACUUUCAGGUUAAGAAAACCCAAUCUGGAUCUGAUUGGAGGGAGAGGAGAGGCGUGGAAAUGAGUAUCUGGUUGCUCCUGGGAUUAUAACUUGAUGUCUGAUACUUGUUUUGAAUAAAGAUGUCUUUUUAUCUC
Messenger RNA from Aptenodytes forsteri (emperor penguin), 1063 nucleotides. RefSeq lists its product as uncharacterized. NCBI's taxonomy places the organism in Eukaryota, Metazoa, Chordata, Aves, Sphenisciformes, Spheniscidae. Gene Ontology annotation, biological process: glycolipid biosynthetic process. The annotation marks the transcript as partial. The transcript has 2 exons. Gene Ontology annotation, cellular component: lipid droplet; plasma membrane; mitochondrion. The record is from RefSeq and is a predicted model, not a curated record.